AUGGAGUCUCUCGGCGACGAGCCUUGGGAUGUCGUCAUCUGUGGCACGGGCUUGCAGCAGUCGCUGUUGGCACUUGCCCUAUCGAGGUCAAAGAAGCGCAUCUUGCAUCUCGAUCCCAAUGACUUUUAUGGCCAGCACGAAGCUGCGUUCAGUCUCCAGGAGGCAGACAGUUGGGUGACCACUCACACGGGCUCCUCUGGUGCUGAGUCUGUGGCUCAGACUACAACCGCUGCACCAGCCGAGGGGUCAGCAGGUCCCGGUGGCCGGGUUUUCCGGAAUGCCAGUGUUUGGAGACAUCCGGAAGCUGAGGCAAACGGACUUACCUUCUCACGAGCAUAUUCCUUGGCCCUCGCGCCGCAAAUCAUCCACACCCGGUCCAAGCUGCUGUCUCAGCUCGUGUCAUCCAGGGCGUAUCGCCAGGUGGAAUUCCUGGCCGUAGGUUCCUUCUACGUCCAUGAGCCGGCACGCGGCGACGAACCCGCAAAGCUCUCACGCAUCCCGAGCAGCCGCGAGGAUGUGUUCUCGAACACGUCCAUACCGGCCAAGUCCAAGCGGUCGUUGAUGAAGUUCCUGAAAUUCGUCAUCGACUACGACUCGGACGACCAGAGGGAUGUCUGGCAGGCUCAUGCCGACACGCACCUUUCUGACUUCCUUACCACACAGUUCAAGCUGGACGACGACCUGCGAAAGUAUAUCCUUGCCCUGACCUUGACUCUUGAUGGGAAGGUUACAGUCGCGAACGGACUUGCCGUCAUACACCGCCACUUGACGUCCAUGGGCCUGUUUGGGCCAGGAUUCUGUGCCGUCUACCCCAAAUGGGGAGGCCUGUCGGAAGUCGCGCAAGUUGCCUGCCGUGCUGGUGCCGUGGGAGGCGGAAUCUACAUGCUCGACACAAGCGCGGAAGUUGAGACUGCUGAUGUCCAUGACAAGGUCUCGCUCAAACUCUCCAACGGAAUCUCUGUUCAGGCCGCGGCGCUCAUCUCCUCUCGAGAUGAUAUCUCCCACGGAGAGACUAUCAGCCGGCUUGUAGCCGUCGUGAAAUCGCCGCUGAAAUCCCUGUUCGAGGCCACUGUCGAAGGCGCGCCGGCUCCUGCUGUUGCCGUGGUCGCCUUCCCAAGCAGCACGAUUCCUGCUUCCGAGUCUGCAUCGGACCCUCCAGUAUACGCUAUGGUACACUCUAGCGAGACAGGCGAGUGUCCUAAUGGUCAAAGCGCCAUCUACCUCACGACGCACACUUCGCCAUCUGCGAAAAAGAACCUGGAGCAGGCGCUGGGCUCACUGUUGGCCACGGCAGCGGAGCAGGAGACUCCCAUCUGCUUGUAUCAGCUUUACUACGAACAGACCGUCACCGAAGGGACGCCUCUGGUCGAAACUGUUGGCGCUGUGCCAAAAUUCUCCUUCCCGUCCCCGUCUCUGAACCUUGCCUUCGACGACUCAAGUCUUAAUACGGUGAAGCAGGCGUGGAAGCAGGUCGUGGGGGAUGAGGCACAGGACGAUGAGUUCAUGAUCUUCGAGGAUCGGGAGGGGGCGGAUGCCAAUGAUGAGAUAUACGAGUAA
This is a messenger RNA of Neoarthrinium moseri, 1557 nucleotides long. RefSeq lists its product as uncharacterized. The transcript is spliced from 3 exons. The coding region runs from base 1 to 1557 and encodes 518 amino acids. Lineage: Eukaryota; Fungi; Ascomycota; Sordariomycetes; Amphisphaeriales; Apiosporaceae. Gene Ontology annotation, cellular component: Rab-protein geranylgeranyltransferase complex; cytoplasm; nucleus. Gene Ontology annotation, molecular function: GDP-dissociation inhibitor activity. The record is from RefSeq and is a predicted model, not a curated record. Gene Ontology annotation, biological process: small GTPase-mediated signal transduction; protein geranylgeranylation; vesicle-mediated transport.